This is a messenger RNA of Cyphellophora europaea CBS 101466, 3018 nucleotides long. RefSeq lists its product as uncharacterized. The record is from RefSeq and is a predicted model, not a curated record. Bases 1 to 3018 code for a protein of 1005 amino acids. Gene Ontology annotation, cellular component: cytoplasm. Gene Ontology annotation, biological process: post-transcriptional regulation of gene expression. The transcript is spliced from 4 exons. Gene Ontology annotation, molecular function: mRNA binding. NCBI's taxonomy places the organism in Eukaryota, Fungi, Ascomycota, Eurotiomycetes, Chaetothyriales, Cyphellophoraceae.
AUGGCUUUCCAGAACUCCCUGAGCGGUCGCAUGGAGGAACUGCGGUUCCCCUCUAUGCGGUCUCCCGAGCACGACUCAUUUCCUUCUGCUGGGCCGGCCACUUCUCGCCCCGAGAAUACCUUCUUCUCGACAAACCACAACGACACGCGGGCUAGUCUUCAGCGUCGCUUCACCACCGAUUCGAGCAAGAUGUCCCUCGGGCGACCAUUCGGAGGCCAGUUCAACAAUAUACCACAAACGGGCACUAAACAGAAGAUGAUGGACGACAUCCACACUGCGAAGCGGCUGGCUGAAGAGCAUCUCCGCCUCCUCGAAUUCCAGGAACGGCGAUUGCAGAUGGGUGCAAAUGGCGACGAGAACAUGGAUACCAUCACGAACCGCCUGAGUCGCGCCAGUCUGAAUGGCCCUGUGUCUGAGCCAACUACCCCUCCAGAAUACGCGGACGGCAUCUAUGGCAACCGCUAUUCACGUGGCCAACGCUUGUCUACGAGCUCCGUGAUGAGUCCCCCUGGUCUUGGCAAGCGGUUCUCCCAAGUCUCAACUCAUAUUAUGUCCCCCUCGGCAACCCGCCAGUCUGGAUCCAUGUACGCUCAAGCUCAACAGUCUGCCAAGUCAGUUCCAGCCUCUCGACGAGGAUCAGACGAAGAAGAGGACUACGCCGAGGACCUGCCUAACAUACGUCAGCCGGGCAUUGGUAACCGGUAUUCUAUGCCAGUCGGUACUAGCCGACCCGCCCAGACACAUCGCUUCUCGGUGGGCCAGGUCACAACCCGCAACGGUUUUGACUUACCCAUCAACACAUCCUUCCUUGACGACGGAGAUCAUUCGGCGCUCAACGGUCUUGACCUCAAAUCCCCCAUUUCUAAGACCUUCGCUGCCCUCGAAGGUGACGAUACCUUUCCAACUCUAACUUCUGACGGCUUGAAGCUCUCAGCAAACUCCGCAGCGCUCGACUUGGCCAACUCCAAGACUCCUGACGCUCUCGCACAACUUGAAAUUGCUGACUGGUCUGUCGGCUCUCGUUAUCGUCCUGCCCAUCAAUCGAUGCCCCACAACGAUUCAAGCAUGUAUCGCCCUGUCUUGAGCAAUAUCUCUUCCCCCUCUGCUGAGCGCUCUGGUGAAUCAACUCGUCGCAAGAGCCAGCGUCACUCCAUGGGCGUUACCUUCGAAGAGGGUCCCAAGUACGACAAUACCCCACUUCCUACUAGCAUUAGUCGUCCUGCCUCCCUACAGACCUCUUACUCUACCAACGACGUCCCCACUGUCCGCAAGAGCCUCACUCUCGAUAACACUGCGACUCCUCCCAAGACUGCUGCUGAGCAGCACUUCCACAACCACAACCUCAGCAUGGGCCGCAUUCCUAACUCUGCCGGUGGCACUCGUCAGAGCCGUGACUUCGGUAAUGGCGGUUUCGGCAAGAUGGAUGAGAAGGCUGCUAGUCCUCAGAUUGGUCUGCAGGGUAGCGCUGCUCCCUUCGGUCCCACCUAUUCUGCUGAAUCUGCCCUGAUGAGCCCUACUGGUGUCUACAGCCAGCCCUCUAGCUACACCUUCAACAACCCUGGCUACAUCAACGGUCAGAAUGGUGCAGUCUCUAGCUUUGGUCAGUCUACAUAUGGCGCUGGCAACGGUACCUAUGGUGGUACAUAUGCCAAGACUCAAGACACUGCCCCUCGCCGCGGCGGUCGCAACUUCGAUGAGGCUCGAUUCAAUAACGUUCCUCUCGAAACCUAUCGCGGCCGUCUGUUUGAGUUGUGCAAGGACCAGCACGGCUGCCGCUACCUUCAGCGCAAGCUUGAGGAGGGCGAUGCUGAGCAGAUUCAGGCUAUCUUCGCCGAAACCUUCCCUCACAUCGUCGAGCUGAUGACCGAUCCCUUUGGGAACUACUUGUGUCAGAAGCUCUUCGAGUUCUGCAACGAGGAGCAACGAAACACCCUCAUUCAGACCUCGUCUCCGGCUCUGCACACUAUUGCGACCAACCAGCACGGCACUCGCGCUUUGCAGAAAAUGAUCGAGUACUUGCACACCUCUGAGCAGGUCGAGAUGAUCAUUCAAGCUCUGUCUCCCCACGUUGUUGAGCUCGUCCAAGACCUCAACGGCAACCACGUCAUUCAGAAGUGCCUCACUCGUCUCGGUGCUGAGAAGUCUCAGUUCAUCUAUGAUGCCGUCGCUCGGUACUGUGUCGUCGUUGGCACCCACCGUCACGGUUGCUGCGUUCUUCAGCGCUGCAUCGAUCACUCUCAGGGUGUGCAGCGUGCCGAGCUCAUUGCCCAAAUCACUCUCUGUGCCUUUGAUCUCGUUCAGGAUCCUUUCGGCAACUAUGUCGUCCAGUACAUCCUCGACAUUGAUGAGCCUGCCUACACCAAGCCGCUUUGCCAGAGCUUCAAGGGCAAGGUGGUUGCUCUCUCCAAGCAGAAGUUCUCUUCCAACGUCAUUGAGAAGUGUCUGCGCACUGCUGACAUGGACACUAAGCGCGCUCUCGUGGAUGAGAUGAUGCUUGGUACUGAGCUUGAACGUAUGCUGCGCGACUCCUUCGCCAACUAUGUUGUUCAGACUGCUCUCGAGUUCGUUGAUGAGGCCACUCGCAUCCGUCUCUCUGACGGUAUUCGUCCUAUUUUGCCUGCCAUCAAGUCGACUCCUCAUGGUCGCCGCAUUGCGAGCAAGAUCAUGAGCCAGGACCAGCAAGCUCGUCAGCCACCUUCGGUCAACAAUGGCCCCACCUCAAGCUCGUUCAACAACAACAUGACUGGUGGCAUGCCCCCUGGAGGUAUGUCUACUGGCCGUGCCUCAGGUCGCCGUCACAUUCAGAUCGUUGGUGGUGGCUUCAACGGUCCUCGUGGCAAUGCCCCUCCCAACGGAUUCCCCUACGCUGGCAACAACACUGAUCUUUAUGCCAACGCGAACGGCUACUCGGCUGUGUCCAACAUGCAGGGUGGUCAUGUCAACCAGGGUGCUACUGACAUGUACGCUCCUCAAGGCUACGGCUAUUCGCAGGGUCAGCUUGGCAACGGCUUCAUCUAA